Messenger RNA from Penicillium alfredii, 1104 nucleotides. RefSeq lists its product as uncharacterized. Bases 1 to 1104 code for a protein of 367 amino acids. The record is from RefSeq and is a predicted model, not a curated record. The transcript has a single exon. NCBI's taxonomy places the organism in Eukaryota, Fungi, Ascomycota, Eurotiomycetes, Eurotiales, Aspergillaceae.
AUGCCUUCAUUUCUCAGCCUCCCCCUGGAGAUCCGAGAGUCCAUCAUUGAACAAGUCUUAUGUGAUCGCCAAACUCCACCAAGUUAUCCGUCAAAGUCAGACAGAAUCGACUUCCACGAUAUUGACUAUAAGGCAUGGCGCAGCAGUACAAAAAUAUAUCAUGAGCAGCGCAGCACACACUGCCCAUCGAAUUGUCUUCCUCUGCUGUUGACGAAUCGCCAAUUACAUGGGGAAACCCAAUCCGUCCUCCAUCGCGGAAAGUCCAAAAACCUUCCUUAUAUUCUGGACGUCUCCGUCUUGAAUGAGUACGAUCUGUUCCCGACCUGGGUAUCCGUUCCAUCUCUCACGAACCGUGUACAUGAGCUACACACAGACAUACGGCUUUUCGGUAGUAUCAUCCCGUCCGAAAUAGCUGAUCGGCUCGUGGGGAGUGGGGGCCGGCUCGGAUUUCACUGGAGUUUCUAUGCUUUACUUGAACGGUUUCUGCGCUAUGGACCAGUGGACGAAAAAAAGGACGAAAAAAAGGACGAAAAAAAGGAGAAGCGCCAUCCAGAUAUGACCGAAAAGAAAGAAUCCGCCUCCUUUUCUAGCAAUCCAAAUUUCGAGGAUCGCGAUAUCACCAUCAAAACCCUUACUCUCGACUGCCAAUCCGCCGAGUCUGUGUUUCCAUCUCCACCAGAGCAUAUCGAGUACGAUACAUGGCAAGGUCAACAUUUCCUUCCUAUCUGGCUGUAUGGUGACAAUUACCCCCGGGAGAGACUGGAGCAGUAUCGUUCGCGACCGGAAUGGCUGGCGGAUUAUCUGUUGUGCGAGAUCGACGGUCUUCUCAAAAUGUCCUACCACACGGCAUCGUACGGGAAGAUUCUCUAUGAGCGGGUUGGAACACUCUGGAUCGUCUCGCCAGGAGGGAAAACUGAAGUGAAUCUUGCCGGUCGACUCGCUUCGCUUCGCUUUACUAGCCCACGAGAUACCUUUGGCGAGAUGUUGCCGGAAGAACGUCUUGCUACUUUCUGGGAGUGGAAGAAGGAGACCUUAGCCCGCAGGGAGAAGCUGGGUUUUCCGGUGGUGUGGCCCCAAGACCCAGAAUUAGAGGGCUUGUCGUGA